AUGAUAAACGACAUUGUCUUCUCUAAUGUUAACUUCUCAAAGCAUUUGGUCUUAAAAGGUAUUGUACAGGAUUUCAAUCUUUGUUUGGUGGAAGAGUCAAGUUCUGAAAACUCUUCUAAGAUUUAUCGAUCUCCAGACUGGUCUACACUUCCCUCUCCAUUCAUUAAGAUAAACGUUGACGGUGCCUUCAUUCCAAAUAAUGCCGAUGCAGGGGAAAUUGCCCGUGAUUACAAUGGUAAGUUCAUGGGUUGUGGUUCAUCGACAUUUGACGCUGCUUCUCCUUUAUUGGCAGAAGUUGUGGCUUGUAAACUUGGUUUACAGCUUGCUAUAAUGUUUGGUUUCAAUGAUGCUAUUAUAGAAGGGGACGCCUCAAAUGUAACUUCAGUUGUUCUUGGUGAAAUAUCAGAUAUACCAUGGAGUAUUAGAUCUGUCAUUUUAGAAAUCAGGGAUAUGACGGGAUCAUUUGCUGUUGUUAAAUUUUAG
Messenger RNA from Papaver somniferum (opium poppy), 483 nucleotides. RefSeq lists its product as uncharacterized. NCBI's taxonomy places the organism in Eukaryota, Viridiplantae, Streptophyta, Magnoliopsida, Ranunculales, Papaveraceae. Gene Ontology annotation, molecular function: nucleic acid binding; RNA-DNA hybrid ribonuclease activity. The coding region runs from base 1 to 483 and encodes 160 amino acids. The record is from RefSeq and is a predicted model, not a curated record. The transcript has a single exon.